AUGGCUGACAGCUACACCUUCCCUAAGUGGGAUGACUUUUCCUUCCCCAGAUAUGCUGGGUCCAGACUGGCCUCGCAGGUCGCCCAAGUGCUUGACACAGCUGGGGUCCCGAAUGUUCUCUGGGGGUCCCUUGCGAUGAAUGUCCUGGGGUGCCCCGAGGUAGGAGAGGACACCCAGCUGAUUAUUCCCGACCGCUUUGCCCAGGCCGCAACUGAUGCUAUAUCUGUAGCUGGUCUGAAUCCCUGCCCCCACGGCAGCACCUGCGGAGUCAUCAAGGGCCGCGACGAGCCCUACCCAAAUACCCACUUCCACAUCAACGAAGACGAAGUAACCCAAACUGUUGACUUCUAUAGGAAAUCCUCCCUGAUCUGGUCUCUCCCCGACAUGAAACCCGGAAACCCAUCCACCAACGACAGAACCUACAUCCUCGCCAGCGAUGCGCGCCACCCAGUGUCCCAUAUCUGGAAGGGUGGCACGUCUUGCGGCUCCGGUCCAUUUCCUAAUAACUUCCCUCCGGUUAAGAUCCUGACGAAGAUUGCGCUGGUCGAGGCGCUGAUUCUCCUCUGCUGCCGGGAUUUUGAUUCUAGGAACCCGCAGCGCGGAGUCUGGAUUGAUGCGCUGUCCUCCAUGGCGACCUUUGUCGUCCGUGACCCGGACCCCAAGGAGCUGGAUCCUCGGUUCUCGGUCUUCUGGAAGUGUAUUAAAGAACGUGAAUCGAAGACCGCUUGCGAUAUUUUGGGGGAGUUGAGGGCGGGGUUGCUUAUGGCUGGGGAGUUGCCUCCUCCUCCUAAGCGUGCUGAUGAUUGA
Molecule: messenger RNA, 807 nt
Organism: Aspergillus ochraceoroseus IBT 24754
Lineage: Eukaryota; Fungi; Ascomycota; Eurotiomycetes; Eurotiales; Aspergillaceae
Exons: 2
Coding region: 1-807 (268 amino acids)
Source: RefSeq, a predicted model, not a curated record